Messenger RNA from Dissoconium aciculare CBS 342.82, 1142 nucleotides. RefSeq lists its product as uncharacterized. The record is from RefSeq and is a predicted model, not a curated record. Bases 197 to 724 code for a protein of 175 amino acids. The transcript has a single exon. Lineage: Eukaryota; Fungi; Ascomycota; Dothideomycetes; Mycosphaerellales; Dissoconiaceae.
AAAGAUCAGCAUUCCCAAGCUGAGCGACCACCGACGAUCGUGGUUCAAGGAAUCCAGGAACACAGCCGAUCACAGAUCAAAAUCCAGGCACGCGCUGCAACACGACGGCGGGAGGACGGCGGCAUAUGCGGCCUGCCCAUAGUCGGUCGACAUUCCCACCAAUGCGGCCCCGAUCGCCGCAUUGACUCUCCAGGGCAUGCCUUAUCUCGCCCUCUUCAGCGCAGUGACGCUUCAUCCCUCCCGUCCACCCCAUCGUCGAAUGCACCUCCGCUUUGCCCACAGGCGGGUGGCGUCCUCAUGGCGUUCCAGCCAUGCGUCGGUCCUCCAGUUUAGCUCGAUGUCCCUCGAAUGCGACUGGGCGAUGCCGAGGUGCGUCGAAGAUGUUCGAACGUGUUGCGCUACAGCACCCCAGUGGAUCUCUCUCACACGAACGGAAAUAUUGCCUCCCAUCGCGAAAAGUGAUAUAAGAGUCCACAUCUGCAUUCCAGAUCGAUCCCUUCUCUCCUUCCCGUCAGAGUUCCCAGACAAGCAACACUUCAAUCUCAAGCAACUCCCAACCGACACUUCUCCCUUUCUUCCAACCUCAACCUCCAAAAACUCCCACCGACCGUCAACAUGUACGUCAAGUCCGUCAUCGUCGCCGCCCUCGCGGCCUUCACCGUCAGCGUCGCCGCCGCCCCCGAGGCCGAGCCCGACUUCCCGAUCACCAUCCCGGGCUUCUUGACCUUCACCAUCCCCUUCCCCACCUUCCCGGCCCCGACCAAGAAGACCACCACCACCACCGCCAAGACCACCGCCGUCCCGACCACCAAGACCACCGCGGCCCCGACCACCGUCAAGACCACCCCUGCCGCCUCGACCCCGGUCAAGACCACCCUCGCCACCGUCACCUCCAAGGUCUCGGCCUCGGCCUCCAAACCCGUCGCCUCGGCCUCCUCCAAGCUCCGCCGCCGCCUGUAGAUCGUUUCGGGUUGUCCCUUACCCUCGUCAUGAACGAGGAGAGGGGAGCCUGACCUGAUCCGAGCGCGCCUUCUGCUUUUUGUUCUUUUCUCCCUCACAACAUCAUCGACCCUUGGCUCUUCGAUCCCCCCGAUCCUCGGACCGCACGGCCGUCCUCCGAUCACCGAAGCGCAAUCCUCGCG